Molecule: messenger RNA, 2113 nt
Organism: Cloeon dipterum
Lineage: Eukaryota; Metazoa; Arthropoda; Insecta; Ephemeroptera; Baetidae
Product: polynucleotide 5'-hydroxyl-kinase NOL9
Exons: 10
Coding region: 125-2032 (635 amino acids)
Biological process (GO): cleavage in ITS2 between 5.8S rRNA and LSU-rRNA of tricistronic rRNA transcript (SSU-rRNA, 5.8S rRNA, LSU-rRNA)
Cellular component (GO): nucleus
Molecular function (GO): polynucleotide 5'-hydroxyl-kinase activity
Source: RefSeq, a predicted model, not a curated record
AACUGCACACACGUGGGUAAUGUUUACGAAUUGCUGAGGUUUGAAAGCUCACCUCUGAAGUCCCAAAAUUUGUAUUUUUCACUGCAGGUGAGCAGGCAGAUGCCCUCAGGUGAGCAUUAAUAAGAUGAAUAAAACGACAAACGGAAGCAAUCCGACUCGACAGAUGAGGAGUCGAGGAAACAAAGUCGUCCUUCCCAAGGGUGCAUCUCCACAACAAAUAGGAAAACGAGGAAAACUAAUGAGUGGCGUCAAGCACAAAAGACAGCAUUCGCCUGGAAAUGGAUUUGUCGUGACUGAACUAGAUCACGAGGUGCCUGCGAAAAUAAAAAAGAAACUCCCCCCAUCAAAACAGAAGAAUAAAGAAGAUUCAAAGACAAAUCCUGAGAUUCUCAAAGACCCGAACUCCUCGGAUUCGAGCCAAUCUGAAGAAGAACCUCAAGCGUCCAGCGAAACCGUCGAGUUCCGUCAGAUCGAGGCGAAGGUGUUUGAAGUGCGUGUGUCCAGGAGGCAACAGCUCAACCUUCACGGCCGGGUGCAGGCCACCCUUCUGCAGGGCGAGGCGUCGGUGCUGGGCUGGCCGCUGGCGCCGGACACGCCCGUCUCCGUCUUCUCCUCGCGAGGCUUGUCGCUGGUCGGCUUCGAGGUGCAGCCUGGCACCGUUUUGCGGCUGCAAAAGUUCGACUCGCACCUCGACGACUGUCUGCGCAGGCUGUGCACCAGCGUCGGCCUGUUUGGCGCCUCCAAGGACCGGUCAGGCGGCCACAAGCCGGCCGCGUCGGCCCGUAUUCUUGCUGAGAGGAGUCUCGACUGCAGGUUUCUCUCCGAGCAGUCGAGCGAGAAGGUCAUUACGAUCGACAAAACCUGGCGAACAUUGGUUAAGAGGCUCAAGUUUGACGCCAAGCUGCCUAGGUUCCAGGGUUGUUUCAAGGUAAUAAUGGCGGGCGGCAAGGACGUUGGGAAGUCGACCUUUCUGCGAAUACUGGCAAACACACUGCUCAGCGAGCAGCCGGAGGAAGAGCGCGGCGUGUUCGUCCUGGACUGCGACCCUGGCCAGUCGGAGUUCACUCCUCCAGGUUGCGUGUCGCUGGUCAAGGUCACAGAGCCGCUGCUGGGCCCGUCCUUCGCCAAUCAGAAACGGCCUGUCAGGAGUUAUUUCCUGGGCCAAGUGGACGUGAAGCGCUGCCUUACAGAGUACAACAGGGCCGUCCAGAGGUUGAUGUCCGCCUACGCUGAGCUUGGCCAAGGCAAACCUCUGCUCGUCAAUACAAUGGGAUUCAAUUCAGACAUCGGCGUGGACAUCAUGGUCAACAUUGUGCGGCUGUGCAUGGAAGAUUGUCUCACCACGGUCGUCAACAUCCAGAGCAGCUCGGCGGAUAGGAAUUACCCUGAAGGAACCUUCCAUCUCGGCAAUAACUGCAGAGUCCUCGACCUUCCCUCGCUCUCAGGAAAAACUUCCGUUUCUGACUCCCACCAGAGAGGAAUGCCGCCUAGCACAUUGAGAGAAGUUUCCCUCCUUUCCUACCUGAGUCCACUGAUGAGAGCUCCAAACUUCUCUAUUCUGCAAACAGCUCCUUAUGUCAUCCGGCUCGGACAUCUGGUCUUGGGAGUUUCUCACGAGUACGUCCACCCAAAUCUGAUCUUCAAGGCGCUGCUUGGCAGCUUGGUUGCCCUUUGCCGAAUUAAUAAGAACGACCCGCACAUUUUGAACCCAAAAGGCGGCAACCUGCUCUUUUCACCAAAGGUCGUCGCAAAACCAGUGCCAACGCUGCCUUGCUUUGGAUAUGGUAUCGUGUGCGGCAUUGACCUUGCAGCGGGUCAACUGUAUCUGCAGACGCCGGAAGCGGACGACCAGCUGAGAGAUGUCAAUUGUUUGUUGAUGGGCGCGGUGCAACUGCCGCAGGUGGUCCGGACGACCGGAGUGCAAGGCAGUGUUCCUUACGUCUGCCAGGAGUCGGGCCUCACCACCAGUGCACCAGUCAAGCUUGGCUUCAGGCCGAUCGCCUCGUUGUUCGACAAAAGAGCUGCGUCGUGAAGCGUGACCGAACUUUGUGUGCACAACAAUUGAUAUUUUCGAGGCAAUGAACGUGAUUUAAACCUCUGUUUGUUUUGAGAA